GAUUGCUCGAAAUUUCCUCUCCGGAGGCUGCAAUCAGUGUCACGCUGUGCCGCCAUUCACAAAAUCAAGGCUGUGUAUAUUGUUGUGCACAACUCGUGGCAACAGUUCGGGUUGACAGUCUGGUAAACAUGAACCCAAAAUAAGGAUGCUUCACACCUCAUGGCGGACUUUCUCUGUUUUUGGGGGGCAUAAUCUCUUGAGACAUUUUUUUGUGGGUCUACUCAUGAUAGACAUCCAAAGACUAUGAGACAGUAGACAAAAGCAAAACCACUGCAAAGAAAAUGAUGUUGUCUAAUAAAUUAGGAUCAACUAAAUGUUGCUUUGCAUUUAGAUUUCUUCCUGCAUGAUUUUGAGCGCGACAGGCAUUUUUCGGCAUGUGUGUACAUUUUAUUUCAUGAAACACUCGCUUGGGGAUAGCAUGACAAAGAAUGACGCGAGCACACAUGGCCACCCCACUGAAAAUUUUCUGGCUCCGCCGCUGGGUAUGAGCGUGCGCAUUAGUGCGUGCGCGCAUGUGAGUGUAAUUGCAUCUGACCUUUGCUCAGCACCGGAUCUUUUGAAUGAGCUGCAGCGACGCAGGAAAGAAAGGACUCAAAUUAAUCAAAGGAUGUGAUGGCGCUUAUCUCGUUGGCAAAUUUGCUGGAGGACAGUCAUAAAAUAAAUUUGACAAGUCGAGCCAAUGUCACUCACGCGCGCGGUGCAAUGCAUUGUCGUGGCAUUACGAGCUUCUGAUUGCAUUUUGGCAGGUUUUCACGCUCAUUUCCAUGCAUUGAAGGAGGGCAAGAGAGUUUUUAGAUUGAUUCAAUUGUUUUGUGCUAUGGCCUCCAAUCAGAUUGCGCCAAUCUUAUCUGACAACACUGGGGACGACUCUGGCCGCUGUUCUCAGCCACUUUUGCACAUUUUAGGUCAAGUCAUUUUUUUUUUUUUCAGGCAGUGCAAUUUUUUUUUUUUUUUACGUCCACACCCACGAUUGCGCACCAGCCAACAAUAAAAAGGGUACAACAUCAUUGAUAACAAAGACUGGGAAGUCAUAAAGCCGAACAGCAUCUUUAAUAGCGAGCUGACACAUUGUCACGUCCCAGAUCUUCACGCCAACACACUCGGGUGAGCCACGCCGCUAGUUUUGUAAAACGCUGCUGACUAUUCUUGCUGCACUUUGCAUUCACAAUACAAAGCGUGGACGCUAGUUAUCGCUAUCCGACUUAGAGCCGCUCAUGAGUGCUAGUCACUUUUUUUUUAGGAUCUCAAUGAGCUUUGGAAGCUCAAAAGGAUACUGUUGUUAUUAUAGUUGCUCCACUUUUUUUUGUUUGUGCAAGUCGACAAAAGGACUUCAUAAAGAGCGUAUGAUUCAUCCUAAACUAUUUUCUCUCACUCGCUUACCAGGAAGGAAUAAAAUGGCAUCCUACUGUUUUCUUGUGUUAGCGAUGUGUGCGGCGCAGACGUUGUGCAUCACCAUCGAGUCAGUGCCCGGCAUGGACGGCGAACGAGUCAUCCUGACCGAGCUGGAGCGAACCGUGUCGCUGGUGUGUUUCAGCAACCGAUCGGAGGACGAAGCGGCGGAGCUGGUGUGGCUGAGGAACGGCCGGAUGGUGGCUCUCCGCGAAGGAAACCGCCAGGGACAAAGCGGCGUGUGCAUCAUGCCGGUUAUCCACCAGGACAACGGUGCCACCUUCACCUGCCGCCUGCGCAGCAACGCCAGCGUUGAGGCUUCCGUCACGCUCAACGUUACAUAUCCGCCCAUAGUGUCGGGAUCCGAAGGAGUAUGGGUGGAGCAAGCCUCGCCGCUGCUCCUGAGCUGCGACACCUUCGCCAACCCGCCCGUCUCCUCGGUGCGCUGGACCCUCAACGGCAGCGCUAUCGACAUCCUCGCGGGACGCUUCACUCUGACCGACGACGGCUUCACGAGCCGGCUGGCUGCUGACAAGGCGGAGAAGAGUAAGCAUGAAGGCCUCUACCGCUGCACGGUUGACUCGCCUGUCUAUGGAAUCAAGAGCAAAGAUUUCCUGGUUACCGUCACAGAAAGGACACUGAAGUUUCCGCUGAUGCCCAUCAUCGCCGGCGUGGUUGUGGUGUGUCUUACGGCAGUCCUGGCCAUUGUAUCACGCUGGAAGAGAAUUAGCAAGUGCUGCAAGUGAACGAUUGUCAUCAACGUCACAUCCCUGUCUGCAGUCGGUUAGCUUAGCGCUGAGGAUCAGAGAACCAGCAAUUUAACGGACUCCUUUUGUAGAUCGCCACAUGACUGCUCGUCUUCAUGACAGGAGGGACAAGCCCUUGCCCUGAGUUACGCUUUGCGUCAAUUCAAGUCUAAGAUUGCCAGCAAAUUAAACAACUCCUAAUGUAGCCCUCCGUGAGGACGCCUCUUUGUUGUAUAUUGGAACUCAAUGAGACUGCCUGAAGCCAGUUAGCUUAGCAUGAAGCCAAUUAAAGAGUCCUUUUGUAGCAUUUCACGCCUUUUUAUUGGAAACCGCAACUCGAACAGCCAGUUAGCCUAAUAUAAGGCUAACUCCGGACCAUUGUACUUGGCGCUGUUAUUCUGCCACCUAAAUAGCUUAUACUUUUAUUUUUACCUCGCAAUCACACGUUUUUUGUCGUUGUUUAUUUAUAUGGGCAAUCUAGUAUUUAACCAAAUUGGAAGCAAUGUUUUCAAUACGUGUUCUUAUUUUUACAUCCGAGACAAGUGGAUUUAAACCAAAAUUGAAGACGGGUUUUUAUGCCUGACCUUUAACUCCUGACUCAGUGACACUGACUCAUUAAAAUGGUGUUGUACAUUUACUUUUAACGAGACUAAAAGCGACGCAUCAAUGUUCAAGGCCACGCUCCUACUGUCACUUACCCAUAAAAUGAAAUAUGCUGGUGUACGUGUUCACUUGGUGAGAAAUAAUCCAAAUAAAUAAAGAACGGGUUCACCCAUCAA
Hippocampus comes (tiger tail seahorse) is the source of this 2914-nucleotide messenger RNA. It is a transcript of the gene tmigd1, whose product is annotated as transmembrane and immunoglobulin domain containing 1. Gene Ontology annotation, cellular component: cell-cell junction; plasma membrane. Gene Ontology annotation, molecular function: cell adhesion molecule binding. Bases 1215 to 2135 code for a protein of 306 amino acids. Lineage: Eukaryota; Metazoa; Chordata; Actinopteri; Syngnathiformes; Syngnathidae. The transcript has 5 exons. Gene Ontology annotation, biological process: cell-cell adhesion. The record is from RefSeq and is a predicted model, not a curated record.